AUGGCAGAAGACGAAAUUACCGCGCUCGUGAUUGACAAUGGUUCGGGUAUGUGCAAAGCCGGUUUCGCCGGAGACGAUGCUCCCAGAGCCGUGUUCCCAUCCAUCGUCGGGCGACCAAGACACCGAAAGUUGGAUAUGGAAGAUGAAGAGCUGAGCGCUUUGGUAAUCGACAAUGGUUCGGGCAUGUGCAAAGCCGGUUUCGCCGGAGACGAUGCUCCCAGAGCCGUGUUCCCAUCCAUCGUCGGGCGACCAAGACACGUCGGUGUCAUGGUCGGUAUGGGACAGAAAGACAGUUAUGUCGGUGAUGAAGCUCAAUCGAAACGAGGUAUCCUCACCUUGAAAUAUCCCAUCGAACAUGGGAUCGUUUCCAACUGGGAUGACAUGGAAAAGAUCUGGCAUCACACAUUCUACAACGAAUUGCGUGUCGCACCGGAGGAACAUCCAGUCCUAUUGACGGAGGCUCCGAUGAAUCCGAAAGCUAACCGUGAGAAGAUGACUCAAAUCAUGUUCGAGACGUUCAACACUCCGGCCAUGUAUGUGGCUAUUCAAGCCGUGUUGUCUUUGUAUGCCUCGGGUCGUACAACUGGUAUUGUGUUGGAUUCCGGAGAUGGUGUGAGUCACACUGUACCAAUCUACGAGGGUUACGCAUUGCCACACGCUAUUUUGCGUUUGGAUUUAGCCGGUCGUGAUUUGACUGACUACCUGAUGAAGCUGAUGACAGAGCGCGGUAACUCCUUCACGACCACCGCUGAGCGAGAAAUCGUUCGAGAUAUCAAGGAGAAAUUGUGCUAUGUCGCUUUGGACUUCGACCACGAGAUGACCACAGCUGCUCAGACAUCCUCCCUGGAGAAGAGCUAUGAGUUACCUGAUGGUCAAGUGAUCACUAUUGGAAACGAACGAUUCCGUUGUCCCGAGGCCAUUUUGCAACCAAGCUUC
Messenger RNA from Echinostoma caproni, 936 nucleotides. The record is from the annotation of a GenBank genome assembly. NCBI's taxonomy places the organism in Eukaryota, Metazoa, Platyhelminthes, Trematoda, Plagiorchiida, Echinostomatidae.